CAGAGGAGUGAGACCUAGUGUAGCGACACACUAGCUCUGUUAGACUCGAGCGCGGCGGAGGCCUGCACACAGACAUUCGUCCGCCAGGCAUCUAGCUGGUGCGCCGCAAGACCCAGAAAAGCAGUGCUCCGCGACGCAUUCGUGCGGCUGCCCCCGGCUGCCCCCAAAGACAUUAUGGGAAAAUGAAGCCCCUCGUCCUGCUGCUGCUCGCGGCAGCCACCGCCGACGACGACGUUUUGUUGAGGCAACUAACUCAUGCGCUCGGAAAACCAGCGACGCCGCAAGCGCUCGCCGAGACGUUCGUCGACGACCGCUUCGAGUAUUUGCGAGACAACGCGGACUACACUUUUGAGGCCGGCGACGCCGAUAAAGUGGUGGCGGCCUUCUCGCGACGCAUCACGUCAAACGUCCCGGUCAUCGACCUGCAAGCCACGUUCGAGAACUGCUCGGCGCUCUGUGCGUUUUUGGAGGUGGGCGUUCCAGAGCACGUCGAGGCCUACGUCCUGUUGAGCCUUGGGUCGGCGGCCUUCGGCAGCCCCUUCCACCCGGCGACGUUGAGAACGUUGGGGAGGACGUGUGGGAAGACCGACCGCGACCUCGAGGCGCUGCUCUUGGAUCCAAAACUACGAAGGUGGUUCGUGGCGCAGCACUUUCCGCGAGUGGUCAUUACGGGUGGAAAUGGGAGGGGCCGCUACAGUAAUGAUGCGGUGGGCGACGUCACGCGGUCGACGGACUGGGUGCUGCACCCGAAAUUGCACCACGUGCCGCUGGGUUUACCAAGGGCGCUCUCGCCUCAUCUAGAACGGGAGGCGGCCUGGGUUAAUGCAAAGCGCGGCCCUCGGAGUUCGGAGAUAUAUGUGAACCACAAGCCCCGACCCUACCGCGAGCGCAUUUUGGGACACUUGCGCCGGGCGCUGGGGCAGGCGCUGCCCAACGCCUAUGCGGGGAAAGCAGCACUGCGUUCUGGGACGCAAACAUACGUCGGGGACCUCUUCCGCCACGCGAUCGUGCUGUCGCCGCCCGGGUCGGGCGUCGACUGCUACCGCCACUACGAAGCCCUAUUAUGUGGCGCCGUGCCUCUCCUAGAGUAUUCGCCCUUGGCUGUGGAGUUGUUGUCUGGCUUGCCCUACAUCAUGGUGCGGUCGUGGGCCGAGGUCUCCGCGCCGUUCUUGGAACGGGAGCUCGCUCAACUAAAAACGCGGACCUUCGACUGGCGGCGGCUCACGCGGGCCUACUGGCGCGACGAGCUCGCGCGCGCGCGGAUUAGUGGUGAGCUGCCCGCGCGGCGGCGGAAGCCGUCGUGACUAAUGUUUAGAAAAUUG
Pelagomonas calceolata is the source of this 1322-nucleotide messenger RNA. NCBI's taxonomy places the organism in Eukaryota, Pelagophyceae, Pelagomonadales, Pelagomonadaceae. The record is from the annotation of a GenBank genome assembly.